AUUAAAGAAACCACUAAAGGAAAGAUCGAGAAAACAAAAGAAAAGUCAAUUCACGGAUCUCUUCGUUCCAAUUAGCGUAAACCAUUCUCUCUACGUCUUCAUCUUCUUCCAAAACCCUAGAAACAAACACCUUCUCAAUCUUCCCCAAUUUUACAUCAAUGGCGUCUCGGUUUACCAGCAGAUUCAUCUCUCGUCUUCUUCAAAACAGAAACCCUAACUUCCUCCACUCAAAUCACCGUCCAAUCUUCACCACAAUCCCCAAUUCUUCAUCCAUUUCAUCACCUACACUCUCAUCUCUCUUCCAUUCCAAAUUUCCACCCUCCAACCACCGCUUCUUCUCCACCGCACGCCGCCACCCAAACCGCCAACAAAAACUCGACAUCGGCGCACGCGCACGCCAGAUGCAAACCCGCCGUCUCUGGACAUACGCCAUAACCUUCAGCUGCAUCGCCGGAUUCAUAAUAAUCGUUCUCAACCAAUUCGAAGAUCAAUUAGUCUUCUACGUCACACCGACAGACGCCUUAACAAAAUACUCCGAAAACCCUAGCAAAAACAAGUUCCGUCUCGGCGGAUUAGUUCUAGAAGGUUCCGUAGCACAUCCGGCGAGUUCUCAUGAGAUUGAGUUUGUGAUUACUGAUUUGAUUACGGAUAUGUUGGUUAGGUAUGAAGGACAGGUGCCGGAUUUGUUUAGGGAGGGACAUUCUGUUGUUGUUGAAGGUUUUGUGAAGCCGAUAACCGAACAGAUUAAGAGUGAGGUGUCGGAGAAGAGUGUUUCCGGGAAGGCGAGGAGUGUCGAGUGUUAUUUUUCGGCGAGUGAGGUUUUGGCGAAGCAUGAUGAGAAGUAUAUGCCGGCGGAAGUGGCGAAUGCGAUUGAGAAGAAUAAGAAGAAGCUUGUGGAAGAAGCGGGUGGGCAGAUUGAAGGACGGGAGGAUGCUGCUGCUGCUGUUCCGACCGCGUAAAUUUUUAUACGUGUUUUCGGUCCGUUACAGGUAAGAAGGUAUAUUGCUGUGUAUGGUAUUAACUGUUGGUGUGUUAGUGGAAAAACCAGCCCAAGUUUUUCCAAUGAUACUAUGCAAGCAUGUAGGAAGAAGAUGGACAACGGAGAUGGGUUCGGCUUGCUUGUUUCAUUUCAAAUGAAAGUCGGCGGUUGGGGAAUAACCAUUUAAUAAGAGACAACUCUUUAGAUUCAAAUCUCAAUUUUAGACCCGGGAUACACAAUAAAUAGUCUCGCUUGGUUGGAAAUUGUUUGGGUCCGCAAAAGUAAGUGUACUUAAAAGAAGAUUGUUACUAACAGGGUAUUGUGUAACGAUGAGUGGUAUCUUUGAUAUGUGUUAUACAACGAAACAAUUCUUAGCCGUCACAUAGAGAUGGGUGUUUCCUCUCAUGACUGACUCAGGCGUUGGAACAAGUACUGUGGUUGAGAGAAAAGUGAAAGGCGUGCUGAAUGCUUGUGGUAAUUGUACUGCAAUGAAUAAGGGCAUAUCUUUGUCGUUUGAGGUUGAGGUCUUUUAUACUUGAAUGUAGGGUAGAGACAAUCGAUACACCAUACUGAAUGUCAUAUCGUUAUCCAAUUGACUUCUGCCUAUGGUAUCUUUCCUACUAUACGAGUGCAUCGUGGGUAAAGUCACACCAUGUAUAAUGUUUCUGUAAAUUACCUGGAUAAUAGGGUGCUUGUGAUUCGAAUUUUGUACUCCACGGUUAUAUUAACCUCGAUGUGGUGGUCCGAACGCGA
This is a messenger RNA of Helianthus annuus (common sunflower), 1732 nucleotides long. RefSeq names its product cytochrome c-type biogenesis protein CcmE homolog, mitochondrial. Gene Ontology annotation, molecular function: heme binding. The record is from RefSeq and is a predicted model, not a curated record. Lineage: Eukaryota; Viridiplantae; Streptophyta; Magnoliopsida; Asterales; Asteraceae. Gene Ontology annotation, cellular component: plasma membrane. The coding region runs from base 159 to 959 and encodes 266 amino acids. Gene Ontology annotation, biological process: protein-heme linkage; cytochrome complex assembly. The transcript has 2 exons.